AUGAAUAUGUUGGAUGAUGAAGAUGACCAAAGCUUUCACGCUACGCGUGACGGCUACUCCCAUUUGAGCGAUGUCGAAUGGGAUGCGGUUGAACGAAUGGGUUCGACCAUGGGCAUUCAUGCUGUUAGCGUCAUGCUAGAGGCUCUCAAUAGAGAUGCCCAACAUGCUACUAUCGCCAAGUUCAUUCAAAAUGAACUUGACGCUGAACGCGAGAAAGUAGCCUUGCUUCACCAACAAGGUUCUCAACAAGCAGAGUUGUUGAGAGAACAGGGUGCUCAACAGUUUGAACUAUUGAGACAGCAGCAGGCUGCUGCUGGCGGGUUGAUGCACUCGCGUCGACCCGAGACCUUGAAGAUUGACAUCUCCAAGUAUAGGGGAGUCGAAGAGGACUCCCUCUUGAGAUGGUUCGUCGAAUUGGAUGACGCCAUAAGGGCGCGUCGUAUCGACGACGGGGAUAUGCAAGUUGCAUUUGCCCAGUCAAAUCUGGCAGGACGUGCCAAGACUUGGGCACUGGGGCUCAAGUUGCACGACCCGUAUGCGUUUGGGUCGUUGGAAGUCUUCAAGUCGCGGCUCAGACAAACGUUUGAACCGCCUAGAGCUGAGUUCAUGGCUCGAACCGAACUCUUGAAGCUCAAGCAGGGUAAGCGUGAUGUGCACGCUUACGCUCAACAUAUACGACAUCCCACGAGUUGUAUAAGUUCCAAUCCGGUGGAUGAACACACGUUGGUUUCGGUGUUCAUGCAGGGUCUUGCGGAUGGUCCCGUCAAGACUCACCUGUUCCGGCUUGAACUAGAUUCACUAGAACAAGCCAUUUUCAUUGCGGAGCAGGAAGACUUCAGUCUGAGACAGGCUCGCGCCAGCUCGACAUCGUAUCGUCAACCGAGACGAUAUGACAACGGAGGUCCAGAGCCGAUGGAACUCUGUUAUGUAGAGAGCGAGAAGGUUCGCUCUACAGGCUACAAGAAGUUGCAGAGAUGCAACAGAUGUCAAAAGACAGGACACUACGCUUACGAGUGUAGUGCCGCUCGUCCAGUGUCUCGCGACACUGGGCGUAGUGACCGUCCACCCAUGAGAAAGGGGCAGGGACGAGGGUCCGCAGUUGGUGCAAAGACGCAACAACGGGAUGGACCGUCAAAAAAACGGACAGGAUCAGUAGGUGCGGAGCACCCUACUGGUCUAGCAACGUCAAGAGAAUUUGUAGGCCUCUUGAUGAAGGUUGCUCCCAACACACAAACGUUGUGCGUUGCUGCUCUAGGUAAUGAGGUCUCACUCAUUACCUUGAAACUCGAAGUGACGAAUAAGUUGUCCCUUCGAGCUCUAGUCGAUUGUGGGGCGUCCAACAAUUUUUGUGCGACGCCAAUCGCUAGAAGAUGGUCACUUUAA
Messenger RNA from Peronospora matthiolae, 1383 nucleotides. Lineage: Eukaryota; Oomycota; Peronosporomycetes; Peronosporales; Peronosporaceae. The record is from the annotation of a GenBank genome assembly.